Messenger RNA from Sander lucioperca (pikeperch), 1832 nucleotides. Its product is annotated as extensin-like. The record is from RefSeq and is a predicted model, not a curated record. The transcript is spliced from 3 exons. The annotation marks the transcript as partial. Lineage: Eukaryota; Metazoa; Chordata; Actinopteri; Perciformes; Percidae.
CUCCUCGCAUCCUUCCCCACCACUUCCCUCGCCAUCGCCCAGCUCCCUCGCCAUCUAUCCGCACAGCUACCUCGCCAUCUUCCCGCCAGCUCCCGCCAUCCUAUAGCUCCUCACACAUCCUCUCCCAGCUCGCUCUUCGCCAUCCUAUCCCGCAGCUCCCUCGCAUCCACAUCGCUCCUCACAUCUAUCCCAGCCAGCUCCCACGCCAUCCUAGUCCCAGCCGCUCCUCGCUCAUCCGAUCCCCAGCCACUACCGCGCCAUCUAUCCCAGCCACGCUCCCUCGCCAUCGAGAGCUCCUCCCCGUCACUAUCCCCAGCCAGCUCCCGCAUCCUCUCCCAGCCAAUUCCCUCUCCAGCGUAUCCCAGCCACUGCUCGCCAUCUAUAGCGCCUCACCAUCUAUCCCAGCCGCUCCCUCGCAGCCUUCAUCCGCGCCGUUUUCCCUCUCCAUCUAUCAGCCAGCUCCUCCCAUCUAUAGCUCCCUCAUCCUAUCCCACCCAGCUCCCGUCGCCAUCCGACCCAGCCAUUCCCGUCUCAUCCUUUCCUCGCCAGCUCCUCGCCUCUACUCCCAGCCAACUCCUCUGCCAUCCUAUCCUCCAGCCAGCUCCCUCGCCAUCCUAGCACAAGGCCAAUUCUCGAAGAUUAUACGCUCGCGCCACUCUCCCAGCAUCUCCCCUGAAUCUAUACGCUCCCUCGCAUCCUGCCCAGCCAGCUCCUCUGCCAUCUAUCCCAGCCGCUGCCGCUCUCACCGUAUCACAGCCAGCUGCCCUCGCCCUCCUAUAGCUCCUGCGACAUCCUAUCCCAGCCAGCGCCUCGCCAUCCUAUCCCAGCCAACUCGCCAUCGCUAUCCCGCACAGCUUUUCCUCAGCCAUCCUAUAGCUCCUCACUCAUCUAGACACAGCAUGCGCCGCAGCCCGCUCCCACGCCAAUUCCCUAUCCCAUCCCAGCUAGCGCAGCGCACAUGCGAUAGCUCCUCACCAUCCUAUCCCAGCAGCUCCCGCGCCAUUCUAUCCCCAGACAUUCCCUCGCAUCCUAUCCCAGCAGCUCCCGCCAUACGAUCCUCAGCAGCUCCUCGACCUCCUAGUACCCAUCCAGCUCCCUCGCCAUCCUAUAGCUCUCGCCUCCGUAUCCCAGCCAUCUCCUCGCAUCCUAUAGCUCCCUCGCCAUCCUAUCCCAGCCAGUGCUCCCUGCGCAUCCUUCCCCAGCCCGGCUCCGCGCCAUCCUAUCCCAGCAGCUCCUCGGCCAUCCAUAUGCUCCUCACCAUCCUAUCCCACGCUAGCUCCUCGCCCUCCUAUCCCCAGCCAGCUCCCUCCCUCGCCAUCCCCAUAGCUCACUCACCAUCCUAUCCCACGCCAGCUCUCCACGCAUCCGAUCCCACCAGCUCCCUCCUCCCAUCCUAUAGAUCCCCACCAUCCUAUCCCCAGCAGCUCCCUCGCCAUCCUAAUCCCCACCAAUUCCCUCUCCACCUAGCCCAGCCAGCUCCCGCGACCGCCUAUCCCCAGCCCGCGCCCCGCACCUAUAGCUCCCUCGCCAUCCUAUCCCUAGCCAUCUCCCCGCCUCCUAUAGCUCCCCUCGCCAUCCUAAAUUCCCGCCAGCUCCCUCGCCAUCCUUCCCAGAUCAACCUCCCUCCCAUCCUUCCCAGUCCAGCUCCACCUCGCCAUCCUAUAGCUCCCUCACCAUCUCUAUCCACCCGCUCCCCUCGCCAUCCUAUCCCCCAGCCACCCUCUCCAUCCUUCCCCCCGCCACCUCCCAUCGCCAUCCUAUAUCCCCCCAACUCCAUCGCCAUCCUAGCCUCAGCUAGAUCCCUCGCAUCCUAUCGCUCCCUCACCACCUAA